Messenger RNA from Meriones unguiculatus (Mongolian gerbil), 2052 nucleotides. RefSeq names its product organic cation/carnitine transporter 2-like. Gene Ontology annotation, biological process: transmembrane transport. The record is from RefSeq and is a predicted model, not a curated record. Gene Ontology annotation, cellular component: membrane. Bases 328 to 2031 code for a protein of 567 amino acids. Gene Ontology annotation, molecular function: transmembrane transporter activity. The transcript is spliced from 10 exons. Lineage: Eukaryota; Metazoa; Chordata; Mammalia; Rodentia; Muridae.
ACCGGCGCCCCCUCACCUCAGGGCUCUCGGCGCACAGACCAGGCAGGGGUCGGAGGACUCCGAGCCUCCCUCACUGGCCACCCACGUCCCGCCUGCCCUACGUUGCUCCUCGGAGCCCGCGGCCAGGGCCUCACGCCCGAAGCCUCGACGUCGCUGGCUGCGUCUGAAGCGGCGGGUGGUGUGAAGGAGGUCCCCGGAGGCCUUCCUCGCGCCCCCCUGAGCCGGGUGACCGGUGCUCCGCGCCCACGCGCGCUGCCACGCCGCGCCCCGCCCCCUGCUCCCGAGUGACUUCGGACUCUCCAGAGGACACGGCGAGCGGCUGACCUUAUGCCAGACUACGACGAGACGACCGCCUUCCUGGGCGAGUGGGGCCCCUUCCAGCGCCUCAUCUUCUUCCUGCUCAGCGCCAGCAUCAUCCCCAAUGGCUUCACUGGGUUGUCCUCUGUGUUCCUGACAGCGGCCCCGGAGCACCGUUGCCUGAUCCCUGACACGGUGAACCUGACCAGCGCGUGGCGCAACCACAGUAUCCCGUUGGAGACGAAGGACGGGCGGCAGGUGCCUGAGAAAUGCCGCCGCUACCAACUGGACACCAUCGCCAACUUCUCUGCCCUCGGGCUGGAGCCGGGAGUGGACGUGAACCUGACCGAGCUGGAGAAGGAGAGCUGCCUGGAUGGCUGGGAGUACAGCAAGGACGUCUUCCUGUCUACCAUCGUGAGUGAGUGGAACCUGGUGUGUAAGAAUAACUGGAAAGCUGCAUUCGCCACCUCCUGCUUUUAUGUGGGUGUGCUCUUAGGCUCCUUCAUUUCGGGACAGCUCUCAGACAGGUUUGGUCGGAAGAAUGUGCUGUUUUUGACCAUGGGUAUUCACACUGGAUUCAGCUUCAUACAAGUCUUCUCUGUGAACUUGGAGAUGUUUAUAGUGCUCUAUACCAUUGUUGGAAUGGGUCAUAUAUCCAACUACGUGGCAGCAUUUGUCCUGGGGACAGAAAUUCUUUCCAAGUCAAUUCGAAUUAUAUUCGCCACCUUAGGAGUUUGCAUAUUUUUUUCAUUCGGCUUCAUGUUACUGCCUCUGUUUGCAUACUUCAUCAGAGACUGGCGGAUGCUGCUGCUGGCAAUCACUAUGCCAGGGGUGCUGUGUGGGGCUCUUUGGUGGUUCAUCCCCGAGUCCCCCCGAUGGCUCAUCUCUCAAGGACGAAUUAAAGAGGCAGAGGUGAUCAUCCGCAAAGCUGCUAAAACCAAUGGGAUCCUUGCACCUUCCACUAUCUUUGAUCAGAGUGAGUUACAAGACCUUAAACCCAAGAAGGCUCCAUCACAUCAUAUUUUUGAUCUGAUCCGAACCAGAAAUAUCAGGAUCCUCACCAUCAUGUCCAUAAUGCUGUGGAUGACCAUAUCGGUGGGCUACUUCGGACUUUCUCUUGACACUCCUAACUUGCAUGGGAACAUCUAUGUGAACAGCUUCUUUUUGGCGGCUGUUGAAGUCCCAGCCUAUGUGGUGGCCUGGAUCUUGCUGCAGCACGUGCCCCGGCGCUAUUCCAUGUCUGCCUCCCUCUUCCUGGGUGGCAGUGUCCUUCUCUUCAUACAGCUAGUGCCUUCAGACUUACGUUAUUUGUCUACUGUCCUGGUGAUAGUGGGAAAGUUUGGAAUCACCUCUGCCUACUCCAUGGUCUAUGUGUACACAGCUGAGCUGUACCCCACGGUGGUCAGAAACAUGGGUUUGGGGGUCAGCUCCACAGCAUCUCGCCUUGGCAGCAUCCUGUCUCCCUACUUUGUUUACCUUGGUGAGAUAAACCGCUCCCUGCCUUACAUCGUCAUGGGAAGUCUGACCAUCCUGACAGCUAUCAUCACCUUGUUUUUCCCAGAGAGCUCUGGGGCUCCUCUCCCAGACACCAUUGAUGAGAUGCAAAAGGUCAAAACAAUGAAACGUGGGCAAGCCGUAAGCCACAAACACGCCUCAGAAGGCAAGAGAGCCAAAGGCCAGAAACCUGGAAAGCACAGCCGCUCAACACUCCCAGAAGCUGAAAAACUAAACUGAAAGACUGCAUAUUGUCAGAAA